AUAUUUCUGGUUAUGUUUUUCUAUCAGAUCCCGGCCUACAAUCACUUGAGAAAGGCAUCUGUAACAAUUUCCUUUUUCCAAAUGUCUACCAAGAUUGCUACGAUGUUGUCAACAAUAAAUAGCUGAAUAAGUGGUUAAUUCCACAGUCGACAAAUUGUAGCCUGCGUAGCAAGCGUUUCCGUAGUUGAAGCUUCUUCCGCAUUCUGGCUGCGUGCAAAUUGCUCUCGCUCCAAUUUGCGCGCGCCCGCCAGAAUGCGGAAAAAGCUCUUCGUAUCAUGGGAACCCUUGCUAAGCAGGCUACCAUAUUUACGGCAUCCUGUUACAACUAGCAAAUGAAGAGAAUAUUCCAAAGAUGUACUUUGUGCUUAUAAAAAUCUCUGAAAGUAGUAGCUAGUAGUUUGCAGGCACAAAAAGUUUCUUGCCCCCGACGGCGCCCUCGACACAAUCUGAUUGGCGGAGUGAAGACUGGAACUAUCGAAGGUAUCGCUGACCAUUUUCCCGCGGCGCAGACCAACAUGGCGUCCAAGCGGAUCAUAACAGGGCAAGCAAUGUCAUCACUACAAUCAAGUUUACCUUUAGGCCUUUCAGCUGCGUUAAGAGAAGAGAAGAAGACUACCAGGCCAACUAGUGUACAGCAAUUAAACGAAAUAUCCAUAACGUUACAAGGGCAGCAAACUGUCCAGGAGAUCGUCAAUAAAGCGACACAGCUGUUCCAAUGUUUGCAAGAGACAAGCAUGGUGGUAGACGAAAAGUCGAAACAAGAAGUACGGAAUAACAACAAGAAAGUACAGGAGACUUUGAAUGGCUUGAAAGAGCUGUUCUCCCGCCUGAGGAUUUUCUAUGAUGAAAGUAACAGGCGUAUAGAAAUCCCACAUGGAGAAGAUUUAGAGGUCAUGAUUCCCUUGAAAUCUUCAGAGGAGGAGCCUGAGAUGGAAACCUCCAAUGAAUCUACUGCUCUCCAGAUUGAACAUGACACACUUCAAGAGAAACUCCGAAGCAAGAAUCAGGAAAUUAAAGACCUAAUUGACAAACUUAGAACAUUGAUGUGGGAUGUUAACACCAUGAUGGCUCUUAAACCAAGCUGAUUUUCCACUGACAGCUUGUGUGAACAUGACAAUGAAUAACAACGAAGAGAAUAAAACCUACUACAUUCUCAAACUCAAAAUAUUGCAGAGGAUCCAGGUUGCUGUCCUCUCUUUGUCACGCAAUGCUACCCUGUAACGUUGUGUGACAGAGAGGGCCAAACUGUUCUGCAGUGACUUGUAAUAAGGUGAACUGAUUCCAGAACUAUAUGUACACGGGACACUGAGGGAAAUCCCGAUUUUUCAAACCUCCCUGCAAUUCAUUGCUCCCCUAGCAACAAAGUUGGGAGUUCGAACCUCCUGAUUUUUCGAGCCAGUUUCUUAUUCCUUAUGUGGCAUGAAAACUCAGGGUUUCAUAUCUGUACUUGUAGACCUUUUGAACAAAAUAGGCUCUUGAAAUUUUAUUCAAAUGAGUCACUUCAUACGUUCUUAAACUUGUUAUUUUCAGUCAUUUUCAAGCUUCCUCAUUACAAAGGAUAAAUGGAUGCAAUUUUACACCGCGUGUUUCUUGACUUGAAUUUAGAUUUCUACUUUUAACAUCUUGGCAGUCUUUGAUCUGGACAUCAGCGUGGAAACUUACGUUGGAGAUUGUCAGAAA
Messenger RNA from Orbicella faveolata, 1680 nucleotides. Its product is annotated as mediator of RNA polymerase II transcription subunit 30-like. NCBI's taxonomy places the organism in Eukaryota, Metazoa, Cnidaria, Anthozoa, Scleractinia, Merulinidae. Gene Ontology annotation, cellular component: mediator complex. Gene Ontology annotation, molecular function: transcription coregulator activity. The record is from RefSeq and is a predicted model, not a curated record. Gene Ontology annotation, biological process: positive regulation of DNA-templated transcription.